AUAAAAGUAACACUUUUACAGGCAUUUUGUACGCGAUCAUAUGCACAUUUGGUUCAUGUGGACACGGCUGCAGAGAACAAUUUUUUGAAGAAUUUUUUGUCAAGAAUGAAAGAUGAAAACUACUGGAUUGGUGCCAAUGACAGACUUAUUGAAGGAAUAUGGAAUUAUGUAGAUACAAAUGAACUUGUAACCUUUACGGACUGGACUCCAGGACAACCUGACUCCUGGCAUGCACACAACGAGGAUUGUGCCUUGUUCUAUUUUCCACACCAGUACAAAUGGGAUGAUGGCCCCUGUGAUAGUAAACUUUUACAGAUCUGUGAAAUGAGGUUGCCAGCAGCAAAUCCGAUUGACAUAAUUGGCUAAAUUGCUUCCAACAGUGCAGGUCGUUUGUUUGCACUGUAUUGUUUCAAUAUCAAUAAUGUCAAUGAAAUAGAGACAUUAAACAAGUAACUAUA
Mercenaria mercenaria is the source of this 458-nucleotide messenger RNA. Its product is annotated as asialoglycoprotein receptor 1-like. The record is from RefSeq and is a predicted model, not a curated record. NCBI's taxonomy places the organism in Eukaryota, Metazoa, Mollusca, Bivalvia, Venerida, Veneridae. The transcript is spliced from 3 exons. The coding region runs from base 106 to 366 and encodes 86 amino acids.